Molecule: messenger RNA, 537 nt
Organism: Closterium sp. NIES-65
Lineage: Eukaryota; Viridiplantae; Streptophyta; Zygnematophyceae; Desmidiales; Closteriaceae
Source: the annotation of a GenBank genome assembly
AUGACCGACCUUCUGGGAACGCCUUCACCAGAGUCGAUCGCCAAGGUUCGAAACGAAAAGGCACGGAGAUAUCUUGGGAGCAUGCGGAAGAAGCAACCAAUGCCAUUGUCGGCGAAGUGCCCGAACGCGGACCCGCUUGCUGUAAAGCUGAUGGAGAAGAUGCUCGCAUUUGAUCCGUCACACAGGCCGACUGCCGAGGAGGCUCUUGCCGACCCUUACUUCAAGGGCCUGGCCAAGGUUGAAAGAGAACCUGCGGCUCAACCCAUCACCAAGGUGGAAUUUGAGUUUGAGAGGCGAAGACUGAACAUGGACGAUGUCAGAGAGCUCAUCUACCGCGAGAUUCUGGAGUAUCAUCCUCAGAUGCUGAAGGACUUCCUCAACGGGACGGAUCCUGGAAACUUCUUGUAUCCAAGUGCUGUGGACCAGUUCCGACGUCAGUUCCACACCCUAGAAGAGCAUUAUGGCAAGGCGGGCGACGCACCGUCGCUGGAGCGCCAGCAUGCCUCCCUCCCAAGGUACGCAUCUCAUCAUGGAUAG